Lecanosticta acicola is the source of this 1047-nucleotide messenger RNA. NCBI's taxonomy places the organism in Eukaryota, Fungi, Ascomycota, Dothideomycetes, Mycosphaerellales, Mycosphaerellaceae. The record is from the annotation of a GenBank genome assembly.
AUGAGCGAACACUUCACGCGCCCAACGCGGUCACUCGCCGGACGCGUAGCCAUCGUAACAGGAGCCGGGGCAGCAGGCAACGGCAUCGGCAACGGCCGAGCAGCAGCAAUCCUCCUCGCCGAAGCCGGCUGCUCGGUAGUCUGCGUGGACAUGAAAGAAGAACUGGCCCAACGAACCGUACAGAUGAUCUCGCAGGACGGCUUCGGGCGCGGGACGGCCGUGAGAGCAAACGUCACGGACACGGAAGAGUGCCGAGGGGCAGUAGCCAUUGCGAUGGAAACGUACGGCCGGCUGGAUAUCUUGGUGAAUGGGGUCGGGGUUGGGGGCGCGGUGGGGACGGCGGUGGAGGUGGAUCUGGACGCUUGGGCGCGGGGGAUGGAGGUCAAUGUGGGGAGUAUGGUGCGCAUGAGUAAGUUUGCGAUUCCGGCUAUGGGGAAGAAUCGUCGUGAUGGGCAGCAGUGCAGGGGGAGUAUUGUGAAUAUUGCGAGCGUGGCGGGGAUUCGCGGCGGGAACCCGCAUUUGCUGUAUCCCACUUCCAAGGGGGCUGUUGUGGUGAGUCUCACUCCGAGUGGUGCCGGAUGUUCGGAAAGAAAAAGGGUAGUCAGUCAGUGUGAGGAAGUUUCCUUCCUAUAUGCUGAUGAUGCGAGGCGAGGUAGAAUCUGACGAGGGCGAUGGCGGCGCAUCACGCGGACGAGGGCAUCCGGGUGAAUUGCGUGUGCCCGGGCAUGGUCUACACGCCGAUGAUGUAUGCGGCGGGUAUGUCCGAGGAGGCGCGGGAGUCGAGGAAGCAGCGCAGUCUGCUGAAGACGGAAGGGACGGCCUGGUGAGUGAGAUUCUUCGGAUUAUCAUCAUCAUACGGUAUGUUACAUGUGAUAACAACGCAUUUGCUGAUGAACGGUUAGGGACGUGGGAGCGGCCAUUCGAUUCUUGGCGGGCGAUGAGGCGCGGUGGAUGACGGGUGUGAUCUUGCCCGUGGAUGCUGGUGCUACCGUGGCGGCCGGCUCGGAGGUGCCCAAGGAAGCCAUGACCGGCUCGGGACAGCAAUAG